AUGGACCUGGGAUCUUUCCGUACGUGGGGUUGUGCUUGUCGCAGCGAAGCUCUGAGGAAGAGGAACUGUGUGGCGAAGGCUGCCGGGGACGGGGGUGUGGAUGGUGGCCUGGAGGAGAUGGUGGAGGAGCUUAACAGCGGGAAGGUGAUGUAUGCCUUCUGUAGGGUGAAGGAUCCCAACUCCGGCCUGCCCAAAUACGUCCUUGUCAACUGGACUGGCGAAGGCGUGAAUGACGUGAGGAAAGGAGCCUGUGCCAACCACGUCAGCACCGUAGCAAACUUCCUAAAGGGGGCUCACGUCACCAUCAACGCUCGUGCAGAGGAGGACGUGGAGCCUGAACUCAUCAUGGAGAAGGUUGCCAAGGCCUCUGGGGCCAACUACAACUUCCACAAGGAGAGCAGCAAGUUCCAGGACUCGGGCCCUCAAGCUCCUGUGGGCUCUGUCUACCAGAAGACGAAUGCAAUGUCCGAAAUCAAGAGAGUCAAUAAAGAUAAUUUCUGGGCCAAAGCUGAGAAAGAUGAAGAAAACCGACGGCUGGAGGAGAAGAGGAGAGCAGAGGAGGAGCGGCAGCAGCUAGAGAGAGAGCGUCGGGAGCGGGAGCUGCAGGAAGCAGCAGGGCGAGAACAGAGAUAUAAAGCGAGAUCCAACGAAAUCGAAGCCCAGAAGAGACUCCAGCAGCAGCAGGAGGCAGAGAACAGGGACAAGGAGCAGCAGCAGUGGAAGGAGCAAGCCGAGGAGUAUGAGGCCAGGCAGCGGAAGGGCUUCAAGAGAAGCGAAUCGGUGGAGAAAGCCCAGGAGGCUGCGUCGCUGAUAGCGCAGAGGGCGGUGAACCCCCGGGACAUCUUCAAGCAGAGGGAGAAGUCGGUGCCAGUGGACGCGGUGACAGCUGCUCAGCCGGGCAAGCUUCGCAGCCCUUUCCUGCAGAAGGAGGUGAACUCUGUGCCGAGUCCUGUCUCUCCCGCCCGGGAUGCUUCCUCAGCCUCCUUCGCCCCCCCCUCUGCCUGGGGGACGCCUCCAGCCUCCCCAGCGCCCGCAGCAGGGCGAGACGCUGGGUACAACUCAAGUGUCCCGGCUUCCCACGCAGAAGAGGCAAAUCUGUACGAGGAGCCGCCGGACCCCUCGGCCAUCUAUGAAGAACCCCCUCAGGAACAAAUUGACGGUGCCAAAUACGACUACCCGGUUGAGUACCAGCAGCCACCGGACCUGGCGGGCAAGGGGCUGUGUGCCCGGGCGCUCUACGACUACCAGGCUGCUGAUGACACCGAGAUCUCGUUUGAUCCAGAGAACAUCAUCACCAACAUCGAGAUGAUCGACGAAGGCUGGUGGCGCGGCUACGGCCCCGACGGCCACUUCGGCAUGUUCCCUGCCAACUACGUGGAACUGAUAGAGUAA
Messenger RNA from Phaethon lepturus (White-tailed tropicbird), 1392 nucleotides. RefSeq names its product drebrin-like (gene DBNL). The transcript is spliced from 13 exons. Bases 1 to 1392 code for a protein of 463 amino acids. Gene Ontology annotation, molecular function: actin filament binding. Gene Ontology annotation, biological process: postsynaptic actin cytoskeleton organization; neuron projection morphogenesis; positive regulation of axon extension. Gene Ontology annotation, cellular component: dendrite; lamellipodium; actin filament. NCBI's taxonomy places the organism in Eukaryota, Metazoa, Chordata, Aves, Phaethontiformes, Phaethontidae. The record is from RefSeq and is a predicted model, not a curated record.